Molecule: messenger RNA, 997 nt
Organism: Apis laboriosa (Himalayan honeybee)
Lineage: Eukaryota; Metazoa; Arthropoda; Insecta; Hymenoptera; Apidae
Gene: Pex10
Product: peroxisome biogenesis factor 10
Exons: 3
Coding region: 88-945 (285 amino acids)
Biological process (GO): protein import into peroxisome matrix
Cellular component (GO): peroxisomal membrane
Molecular function (GO): zinc ion binding
Source: RefSeq, a predicted model, not a curated record
AAUUACGAUCCUUGUGUUAAUUGUUUAAUUUACUAAAACAAUAUUAUUAUAUAUUUUCAAUAAAAUUAAAAAAAUUAUUUACCAAUUAUGGAAAUGAAAAAAAAAUAUCGGAAAUUAAAUAUUGCAAGUCAAGGCGAAAUUCUACGAUCACAUCAAAGAGAUGAUGACUUUGUCAAAUAUUUACGAGAAAAGGUUAUCGAUAUACUACAAAUUUUGCAAAGGAAAACGGGUUUAUUACCCUUUAUUCACUCUGAUAUUCCAUUUAAAUUAGUUUAUUUUUUUUUUACAUCGGGAAUGGGUAAUCAAACGUUGGGUGAAGAAUAUACUGGACUUGUGCAAGCCAAUUUAAAAGCUUAUAAAGUUCCAUCUAUAUAUGCAAGAAUAUUGGCAGUAAUUUUAGAAUGUUUUGGUGAAAAAGCAUUGAUAAGAUUAUUAAAACAAUUGGAAUUAUCAAUUAAUCAUCCUCACAGUAAAUUAACUCCUACAACUGUAGUAUUUUUAAAUUCUUUCAUAUCAAAAAUGUAUACUAUAAUACCUGUUUUUAUAUUAUUGCAUAAAGGAUUAUUUUAUAUAUUUGGUCGAUAUUAUAGUUUAAGUAAAAGAAUAGCAGGAGUAGAUUAUGCAAAGGUGUAUGGUCAUCGGCCUACUGAUACUAUCAGUUCAGGAUUGAGGCUAUUAGGAAUUGCUACACUUAUACAGUGUAUGUUGAAAAUCUGGCAAAAUUAUAAAAGUGAAAAUCAUUUUGAGAAAUAUUCAAUACUUGAUGAGAAACAUAAUAAGUUGAUAUGCCAGUUGUGUCUUGAAAAAGUGCCAACAACUACCACACCCUGUGGUCAUUUGUUUUGUUGGUUUUGUCUUACUGAUUGGUUGCAUACUAAACCACAAUGUCCACUGUGUAGAGAACAUGUUGUACCUUCUAGAAUUGUACAUGUAAUGAACUUGUAAUAUUGUUUUUAAAUAUUUAAAAAGAUAAAUUAAUAAAAAUAAUAUGCAAAUG